UUUCACGUCCUGACGACACGAGGACAUUCGUGUCUCAGUUGCUGGAUUUAAAGGCUUUUUGUGGAUUUGAGCUUCAGAUUCUUUUCUUCUUCUUCUUCUUCCUCAGGUCUGAAUCAGUCCGAGUCUCUGUGACUCAGUCCGUCUGGACUUUGUUUAUGGUUGUGUUUUUAAGAAUCAGUUUGGAUUCUGGUUCUGACACAGAGAAGGUUUGUGUUGGGCUGCUGUCGACAUGAUGUCAGGUGACGAGCAGGUGAACCUGAGACGACUCUGAGGAGGAUUCCUUCAGUUCUGGACUGAGACCACGACCUGGAUCUGCUGCACCACGUUUGUUCAUCAGGUGUCGGACUCUGGUGGUCUGAUCUGGUCUGGAUUUGGUCUGGAUCUGUGUGUAUUAGCUGUGAAUAUUAAUGAUGGAGGUGGAGUGGGCGUCGGCCGACCCAGCUCACCUGCAGGUCAACUACAACCAGCUGGAGGGUCGAUUCAAACAGCUGCAAGAUGAGCGGGAGGCGGUGCAGAAGAAGACCUUCACUAAGUGGGUGAACUCUCACCUGUCCAGAGUGUCCUGCAGGAUCACAGACCUCUACAUGGACCUGAGGGACGGACGCAUGUUGAUCAAACUGCUGGAGGUUCUGUCAGGAGAGAGACUGCCGAAGCCCACCAAAGGCCGGAUGCGAAUCCACUGUCUGGAGAACGUGGACAAAGCUCUGCAGUUCCUGAAGGAGCAGCGGGUUCACCUGGAGAACAUGGGGUCUCACGACAUCGUGGACGGAAACCACCGACUGACGCUGGGCCUCAUCUGGACCAUCAUCCUCCGCUUCCAGAUCCAGGACAUCAGUGUGGAGACUGAAGACAACAAAGAGAAGAGAUCAGCUAAAGACGCUCUGCUGCUGUGGUGUCAGAUGAAGACGGCCGGGUAUCCCAACGUCAACAUCCACAACUUCACCACCAGCUGGAGAGACGGGAUGGCCUUCAACGCCCUCAUCCACAAACACAGGCCUGAUCUGAUCGACUUCGACAAGCUGAAGAAAUCCAACGCUCACUACAACCUGCAGAACGCCUUCAACCUGGCCGAGCAGCACCUGGGCCUCACCAAGCUGCUGGACCCAGAGGAUAUCAGCGUGGACCAUCCUGAUGAGAAGUCUGUCAUCACCUACGUCGUCACCUACUACCACUACUUCUCCAAGAUGAAGGCUCUGAAGGUGGAGGGCAAACGCAUCGGGAAGGUGCUGGACAACGCCAUCGAGACAGAGAAGAUGAUAGAGAAGUAUGAGUCUCUGGCCUCAGACCUGCUGGAGUGGAUCGAACAGACCAUCAUCAUCCUCAACAACAGGAAGUUCGCCAACUCUCUGGUGGGAGUCCAGCAGCAGCUGCAGGCCUUCAACACGUACCGCACCGUGGAGAAACCACCAAAGUUCACAGAGAAAGGGAACCUGGAGGUUCUUCUCUUCACCAUCCAGAGUAAGAUGAGAGCCAAUAAUCAGAAGGUCUACAUGCCCCGAGAGGGAAAACUCAUCUCAGACAUCAACAAGGCCUGGGAGCGGCUGGAGAAGGCAGAGCAUGAGAGGGAGCUGGCUCUGAGGACAGAGCUGAUUCGUCAGGAGAAACUGGAACAGCUGGCCCGGCGCUUCGACCGCAAGGCUGCCAUGAGAGAGACCUGGCUCAGCGAGAACCAGAGGCUGGUGUCACAGGACAACUUUGGCUUUGACCUCCAGGCCGUUGAGGCGGCGACCAAGAAGCACGAGGCCAUUGAGACAGACAUUGCAGCGUACGAGGAGCGCGUCCAGGCCGUAGUCGCUGUGGCGAAGGAGCUAGAGGUGGAGCACUACCAUGACAUCAAACGCAUCACGGCCAGGAAGGACAAUGUGAUCCGGCUGUGGGAGUACCUGCUAGAGCUGCUGAAGGCACGCAGACUGAGGCUGGAGAUGAACCUGGGCCUGCAGAGAGUCUUUCAGGAGAUGCUCUACAUCAUGGACUGGAUGGACGAGAUGAAGAUGCUGCUGCUGUCUCAGGAUUACGGGAAGCACCUGCUGGGUGUGGAGGACCUGCUGCAGAAACACGCCCUGGUGGAGGCCGACAUUGCCAUUCAGGCUGACCGGGUGAAGGCGGUCACCACCAACGCCAACAAGUACUCUGUCAACGACAGUGGUUACAAACCCUGCGACCCUCAGGUGAUCCAGGACCGAGUGGCCCACCUGGAGUUCUGCUACCAGGAGCUGACCCAGCUGGCUGCCGAGCGUCGCGCCCGUCUAGAAGAAUCUCGCCGUCUCUGGAAGUUCUUCUGGGAGAUGGCGGAGGAGGAGGGCUGGAUCCGGGAGAAGGAGCAGAUCCUGUCCUCCCUGGAGCACGGCAAGGACCUGACGGGGGCGCUGCGCCUCCUCAGCCAGCAGCGUGCCCUGGAGGACGAGAUGAGCGGGCGCGCCGGACACCUCCAGCACACCAUUGAUGAGGGCCAGGCUAUGGUUCAGGCCGGUCACUUUGCCGCCGCUAAAAUCCAGGAGCGUAUCGAGGACCUGCAGGCUCAGUGGGCAGCGCUGGAGCAGCUGGCUGCCGUGAGGAAGAGGAGGCUGGAGGAAGCCCUGGCCCUGCACCAGUUCCAGGCCGACGCCGAUGAUGUUGAUGCCUGGACGUUGGACGCCCUGCGCAUCGUCUCCAGUGGCGAGACGGGCCAUGACGAAUUCUCCACCCAGGCGCUGGUCAGGAAACACAAGGAUGCAGCGGCAGAGGUGGCCAGCUACCGGCCGGUCAUUGACUCCCUCCACGAGCAGGCCGCCUCUCUGCCCAAAGAGGAGGUGGAGUCAGAGGAGGUGCGCGGUCGGCUGGCCGGCAUUGAGGAGCGCUACAAGGAGGUGUCCGAGCUAACGAAGCUGAGGAAGCAGGCGCUGCAGGACGCUCUGGCACUCUACAAGAUGUUCAGUGAGGCGGACGCUUGCGAGGUGUGGAUCGACGAGAAGGAGCUGUGGCUGAACAGCAUGGAGAUCCCCGAGAAACUGGAGGACCUGGAGGUCAUCCAGCACAGGUUUGAGAGUCUGGAGCCGGAGAUGAACAACCAGGCGUCUCGUGUCGCGGUGGUGAACCAGAUCGCCCGGCAGCUGAUCCACAAUGGACACCCAAGCGAGAAAGACAUCAAGACCCAGCAGGACAAACUCAACAACAGGUGGAGCCAGUUCCGGGACCUGGUGGACCAGAAGAAGGAGUCCCUGAACUCGGCUCUGGGUGUGCAGAACUACCAUCUAGACUGCAACGAGACCAAGUCCUGGAUCAAAGAGAAGACCAAAGUCAUCGAGUCCACCCAGGAGCUGGGCAACGACCUCACCGGCGUCAUGGCCCUGCAGCGUAAACUGACUGGGAUGGAGCGCGACCUGGCCGCCAUCGAGGACAAGUUGGGUGACCUGCGGAGCGAGGCCCAGCGGCUGGCGGAGGAGCACCCCGACCAGGCAAAGGCCAUCACGGGCCGUCUGGCUGAGAUCACAGCCGUCUGGGAGGAAAUGAAGAACACUCUGAAGAACCGUGAGGAGUCUCUGGGCGAGGCCAGGAAGCUGCAGCAGUUCCUGCGUGAGUUGGAUGACUUCCAGUCCUGGCUGUCCCGCACCCAAACUGCCAUCGCCUCUGAGGACAUGCCCAACACGCUGGCCGAGGCUGAGAAGCUGAUGGCUCAGCACGAAGGCAUCAAGAACGAGAUCCAGAACUACGAGGAGGACUACCAGAAGAUGCGGGACAUGGGGGAGAUGGUGACGCAGGGUCAGAUGGACGCUCAGUACAUGUUCCUGCGACAGCGGCUGCAGGCGCUCGACACCGGCUGGAACGAGCUGCACAAGAUGUGGGAGAACCGGCAGAACCUGCUGUCCCAGUCCCACGCCUACCAGCUGUUCCUCCGGGACACCAAGCAGGCUGAGGCCUUCCUCAACAACCAGGAGUACGUCCUGGCUCACACCGAGAUGCCCACAACUCUGGAGGCUGCCGAGGCCGCUAUUAAAAAACAGGAGGACUUCAUGACUACAAUGGACGCCAACGAGGACAAGAUCAACAGCGUGGUGGAGGCUGGCAGGCGGCUUGCCAGCGACGGGAACAUCAACGCCGAACGUAUCCAGGAGAGAGUGUCCUCCAUCGACGACAGACAUAAGAAGAACAGGGAGGCUGCGGUGGAGCUGCUGAUGAGACUGAAGGACAACAGAGACCUGCAGAAGUUCCUGCAGGACUGUCAGGAGCUGUCUCUGUGGAUCAACGAGAAGAUGCUCACAGCUCAGGACAUGACCUACGACGAGGCCAGGAACCUGCACAGCAAGUGGCUGAAGCACCAGGCCUUCAUGGCCGAGCUGCAGUCCAACAAAGAGUGGCUGGACAAGAUCCAGAAGGACGGCAUGCUGCUGGUGUCAGAGAAGCCGGAGACGGAGGCAGUGGUGAAGGAGAAGCUGUCGGCGCUCCACGCCAUGUGGGAGGAGCUAGAGUCCACGACGCAGACCAAGGCUCAGUGUCUGUUCGAUGCCAACAAGGCGGAGCUCUUCACUCAGAGCUGCGCCGACCUCGACAAGUGGCUCGUCGGCCUCGAGGGUCAGAUCCAGUCGGACGACUACGGCAAAGACCUGACCUCCGUCAACAUCCUGCUCAAGAAGCAACAGAUGCUGGAGAACCAGGUGGAGGUGCGUCAGAGGGAGGUGGUGGAGCUGCAGAGCCAGGUGAAGGCUCUGGGUCAGGAGGUGAAGGACACGGACGAGGUGGACGGGCGGAGACAGCUGGUGGAGAGGAAGUUCCAGGAGCUGCUGGACCCGCUUCGACGCCGCAGGAACUUCCUGGUGGCGUCAAGAGAAGUUCACCAGUUCAACCGAGACGUGGAGGACGAGAUCCUGUGGGUCCAGGAGAGGAUGCCUGUGGCCACGUCCACUGACCACGGACACAACCUGCAGACGGUCCAGCUGCUCAUCAAGAAGAACCAGACUCUGCAGAAGGAGAUCCAGGGCCAUCAGCCUCGUAUCGACGACAUCCUGGAGCGCAGUCAGAGCCUCCUACAGGAUGAGUCCUCCAACGCCGACGUGAUCCGUCAGCGUCUGGCCGACCUGCAGGAGCUGUGGCGGCAGCUGAUGGAGGAGGGGGAGCGCCGCCACGCCCGGCUGGAGGAGGCCCACAAAGCCCAGCAGUACUACUUCGACGCCGCGGAGGCCGAGGCCUGGAUGAGCGAGCAGGAGCUGUACAUGAUGUCAGAGGAGAAGGCCAAGGACGAGCAGAGCGCCGUCACCAUGCAGAAGAAGCACCAGAUCGUGGAGCAGGCGGUGGAAGACUACGCCGAGGCCGUCCACCAGCUGUCCAAGACCAGCAGAGGCCUGGUGGCUGACGGACACCCUGAGAGUGAGCGUAUCAGCAUGCGUCAGUCUCAGGUGGAUAAGUUGUAUGCUGGCCUGAAGGACCUAUCAGAAGAGAGGCGGGGGAAACUGGACGAGAGGCUCCGCCUCUUCCAGCUGAACCGAGAGGUCGAUGACCUCGAGCAGUGGAUCGCUGAGCGUGAGGUGGUGGCCGGUUCACACGAGCUGGGACAGGACUACGAACAUGUGACUAUGUUGCAGGAGCGUUUCCGGGAGUUUGCCCGGGAUACAGGAAACAUCGGUCAGGAGCGUGUGGACUCCGUUAACCGUCUGGCAGACGAGCUGAUCAACACGGGGCACGGCGACGCGGCGACAGUGGCGGAGUGGAAGGACGGGCUGAACGAGGCCUGGGCCGACCUGCUGGAGCUCAUCGACACCAGGACACAGAUCCUCGCUGCCUCCUUCGAGCUGCACAAGUUCUACCACGACGCCAAGGAGAUCCUGGGACGCAUCGUGGACAAACAGAAGAAGCUGCCGGAGGAGGUCGGCCGAGACCAGAACACGGUGGAGACGCUGCAGAGGAUGCACACCACCUUCGAACACGACAUCCAGGCCCUGGGAACACAGGUGAGGCAGCUGCAGGAAGACGCUGUGCGCCUCCAGUCGGCGUACGCCGGCGAUAAAGCCGACGACAUCCAGCGGAGGGAGAGCGAGGUGUUGGAGGCGUGGAGGAGUCUGUUGGAGGCCUGCGACGGACGCCGGCUCCGCCUCCUCGACACCGGGGACAAGUUCAGGUUCUUCAGCAUGGUCCGAGACCUGAUGCUGUGGAUGGACGACGUGAUCCGGCUCAUCGAGGCUCAGGAGAAACCCAGAGACGUGUCAUCGGUGGAGCUGCUGAUGAACAACCACCAGGGCAUCAAGGCCGAGAUCGACGCCCGCAACGACAGCUUCACCGCCUGCAUCGAGCUGGGGAAGGCCCUGCUGGCCCGGAAGCACUACGCAUCGGAGGAGAUCAAAGAGAAGCUGCUGCAGCUGACGGACAAGAGGAAAGAGAUGAUUGACAAGUGGGAGGAUCGAUGGGAGUGGCUACGACUCAUCCUGGAGGUGCACCAGUUCUCCCGGGACGCGGGCGUGGCGGAGGCAUGGCUGCUGGGUCAGGAGCCGUACCUGUCCAGCAGGGAGAUGGGUCAGAGCGUGGACGAGGUGGAGAAGCUCAUCAAGCGCCACGAGGCCUUCGAGAAGUCCGCCGCCACCUGGGAGGAGCGCUUCUCCGCCCUGGAGCGGCUGACUACGUUGGAGCUGUUGGAGGUGAGGAGGCAGCAGGAGGAGGAGGAGAGGAUGAGGAAGCCUCCGUCUCCAGAGCCGGCUGUGAUCCAGCAGGAGGAGUGUCAACAGGAGAGCAGUGGAGCCAUCACUCAGAACGGACUGCCCUCAGACCAGGACUCUCCCCGGGACGGCGUGGACGGUGGCGACCUGGUGAACGGCGUGGCAGAGCGCAGCUCCAAGGAGCCGAGCCCCACCCCCUCCCCCACCUCUGGCAGGAAGAGUAAGACCAGCCAGUCGUCCACGCUGCCGUCCAAGAACCAGGACUCGUCCUCGCUGCUGGAGGGACUGCUGCACCGCAAACACGAGUGGGAGGGGCACAACAAGAAGGCCUCCAACAGGUCGUGGCACAACGUGUACUGUGUCAUCAACAACCAGGAAAUGGGUUUCUACAAGGACAGCAAGGCGGCGAGUCAGGGCGUCCCCUACCACAACGAGUUACCCAUCAGCCUGCGGGACGCCACCUGUGACGUGGCGUCAGACUACAAGAAGAAGAAACACGUCUUCAAGCUCAGAGUGACUGAUGGAAACGAGUAUCUGUUCCAAGCCAAAGAUGAGGAGGAGAUGAGCACCUGGAUCCAGGCCAUCCUGAACGCCAGCGCCGCCGACCACUCCGACGUGCAGGGCAGUAACCCCGGCACGCCGGCGUCUGGGCGUGCUCAGACGCUGCCGGCCGCCGUCACACUGACCACAGAGUCGAGUCCCGGGAAGAGAGAGAAGGACAAAGAGAAGGACAAAGAGAAACGCUUCAGUCUGUUCAGCAAGAAGAAGCAGUAGAAAACCAGAGAGCAGCACUUUGGUGAAACUGAUCUGGACUCGCUCUGAACCAGGACUCGCUCUGAACCAGAACUCGCUCUGACCCAGAACUCGCUCUGAACCAGAACUCGCUCUGAACCAGGACUCGCUCUGACCCAGAACUCGCUCUGAACCAGAACUCGCUCUGACCCAGAACUCGCUCUGAACCAGGACUUGCUCUGACCCAGAACUCGCUCUGAACCAGGACUCGCUCUGACCCAGGACUCGCUCUGACCCAGAACUCGCUCUGAACCAGAACAUGUCACUUCCUCUUUAAACUGGAACCUGCUUCAGAGCGCGCUCCGGGCUUCAGCUGUGGAUUUACCACAUAAUAAUGAAUUCAUAAUCAGAGAUCCCUUCACACAAAAACUAAUGAAACCCUGUGGUGACGUCACCUGUGAUGUCAUCACCGAACAGCCAAUGAGAAAGCUACAGUGAGGAGCAGAGACCUGUCAGUUUCACCAAAGUGUCGUGUUGUUUUCUCAGUUUGUUCUCGUUGUUUUUUUCUUCUUUUAACAUUUGUUUUCCUUUGUGUGGUCGUCAUGGCGACGUGGCGCGGUGUUGUCGCGGCGUGGUUCGUCUGAAAGCAGCAGCGUUUCAGACGUCGUGAUGUCACAGCCUCUGUUGUCAUCUGAACAGAGAACGCUUCUCCGACUGAGACUCCGCCUCUCACUCUGUUGAUGACCAAUCAGGACGUUCGCUCUCGCUCUGACUCGACGAGCCGCUGUCGCAUUACAGCGUCUGAACGCUCCUCCUCUGUGACAUCAUCAGGGACCACACUUAUUUCUUUGUUUUUUGUUGAAAGUGUUUUAUUUUGAAAGUUGUGUUAUACUUGGUUAUUUUUCUACUCUGAGUUACUUCCUGUUUUGUCUGAAGAGACGACCGACAUUCUUCCUCUGCCAUUGAGAAAUUGGACCAACAGUGCAUUUUAUUUUUAUUAGUUGGACUUUUUUGUCUUCUGCUGCUCCGCAGCCAUUUCCUGUUUGUCUUAAAAACAGCCAAUCCCCUUUGAGGAGGUGUCUGACGUAGAAAAGUCACGUGCAUGCUUCACAGGCUCAGAGAAACUCACCUGAACUAAACCUUUUCUUUCUUUUCUUUGGUUCUCUCUGUUCCUGGUCCUCCCGCAGACACUGAGGAUCACUUCCUGUACAUGUAUGAUAAACACAGCGUCCAUGUUUGAUGGUGAACGUGCGUCGUGCCGCAGACUGAAGGGGAAGUGAACGCCGCUUGCUUGUCGUCGGCUCUUUGCACCGCGCUGCGUUCAGGGUUCUGCUCUUUGAUACUCGUGUUGCUCUGUCACUGUAUAUCUAUUGUAUGAACAUGUAUGGAAGUUAACGCCAUCUUACUGCACAAUCAGAACUACAUCUAUAGGAAUGAAGAAGAAGAAGCUGUUUCAGGCUGAAUAUUUAAACUGAAGUUAGACCAUAAAGCUUUUCUCAUGUAUGAAACUGCACCUGUAGACUUUAAAGCUCUCUCUCUCUCUCUCUCUCUCUCUGUCAAAUAUGUGCGAUGUCAUUAAAGCUUUUAAACUUUA
Seriola dumerili (greater amberjack) is the source of this 8946-nucleotide messenger RNA. RefSeq names its product spectrin beta, non-erythrocytic 1 (gene sptbn1). Gene Ontology annotation, biological process: actin cytoskeleton organization; protein localization to plasma membrane. The record is from RefSeq and is a predicted model, not a curated record. NCBI's taxonomy places the organism in Eukaryota, Metazoa, Chordata, Actinopteri, Carangiformes, Carangidae. Gene Ontology annotation, cellular component: cell junction; plasma membrane; cortical actin cytoskeleton. Gene Ontology annotation, molecular function: structural constituent of cytoskeleton; actin filament binding; phospholipid binding. The coding region runs from base 408 to 7394 and encodes 2328 amino acids. The transcript has 35 exons.